Mus musculus (house mouse) is the source of this 1566-nucleotide messenger RNA. It is a transcript of the gene Slc67a1, whose product is annotated as solute carrier family 22 (organic cation transporter), member 18. Bases 236 to 1504 code for a protein of 422 amino acids. The record is from RefSeq and is a predicted model, not a curated record. The transcript has 11 exons. Gene Ontology annotation, molecular function: transmembrane transporter activity. Gene Ontology annotation, biological process: transmembrane transport. Lineage: Eukaryota; Metazoa; Chordata; Mammalia; Rodentia; Muridae. Gene Ontology annotation, cellular component: apical plasma membrane.
GGAAGGGCCUCUAUCAAGAAACACCUGGGAGGGCUCAUCCACCCGAAAUACACCCACUCUCUCCCGGAGAAAGCAGGAAUACACCCACUCUCUCCCGGAGAAAGCAGGCCACCCCUUCCACCCUGGUGAGUCAGCACCCGGCCAGAAUCAACAGGACUUUUGCCCCUUGCCCGCGGCAAGGCUUGCCCUGCUCUGGUUCAGGUCCCUCCAGGACUCUGGAUACUGUCUGCCUGGGAUGUCUGGCAGCAUGGCUGCUCUGCCCCGGCAGGGGAUCAUCAUACUCACCUAUGUGCUGGCAGCCCUGGAGCUAACGUGUCUCUUCAUGCAGUUCUCCAUCCUACCAUAUCUGUCUCGGACACUGGGCCUAGAUUCUGUCUCCUUUGGCUACCUACAGACAACCUUUGGGGUGCUUCAGCUGUUGGGUGGGCCUGUGUUCGGCAGGUUCGCAGACCAGUGCGGGGCAAGAGCGGCACUCUCACUCUCCUUCCUGGCGGCCUCUGCUCUGUACCUGCUCCUGGUGGCCUCCUGUAGCCCAGCCCUGCCUGGUGUCUUCCUGCUCUUCGCCUCACGCAUACCCUCUGCCCUCAUGCACACACUUCCAGCCGCCCAGAUGGUCAUCACUGAUCUGACAGCGCCCACAGAGCGGCCCGCAGCACUGGGCCGGCUGGGCCUCUGCUUUGGCAUUGGAAUUAUCUUCGGCUCCCUACUUGGCGGGACCCUUAACACCGCAUACGGGAUCCAGUGUCCUGCCAUCCUGGCUUUUGUGGUCACCCUCCUAGGAGCUGUCCUCAGCUUUACCUGUGUCCCUGCUACCACCAAGGAGGCCAGUGUCCAGUCAGCUCCUCAGGGUGGAACCAAGGCCAGUGUAUUUGACCUGAAGGCCAUCACCCGCCUGCUACUGCUGCCUAGAGUGCUGCCUGUAUUCCUGGUCAAGGUAAUCUCUGGCCUCCCUUCAGGGCCUGGCAUCACGGCUGGUCUGCUCCUCUACCCAGGACUCUUCUUGGUGAUGUUUUCCAUCAUCUCUAUGGACUUCUUCCAGCUGGAGGCUGCACAGGCUGGCUACCUCAUGUCCUUCUUCGGGAUCCUCCAGAUGAUGAUCCAAGGCCUGGUCAUUGGGAGGCUGAGCACCCAUUUUCCAGAGGAAGCCUUGCUGCGAUCCAGUGUGCUGGUCUUUGCUGUUGUGGGACUGGGCAUGGCGCUGAUGUCCAGUGUGCUCCAUUUCUGUUUUCUGAUGCCUGGGCUGGUAUUCAGUCUCUGUACUCUCAACGUAGUCACAGACAGCAUGCUGACCAAGGCUGUGUCCGCUUCAGACACAGGGACCAUGCUGGGCCUCUCUGCAUCUGUGCAACCAUUGACCCGAACUCUAGGACCCACCCUAGGUGGCCUGCUGUACCGUAGCUAUGGUGUCCCCAUCUUUGGCCAUGUGCAGCUCAUGGUGAACUUGCUUGUCCUAUUGGUCCUUUGGAAGAAGCCAUUGUCCCAGAAGGGAGAAAAAGCCCGGUGACCACAAAGCCCAGUGACUUGGCCCAGUCCGGCAAUAAACUUAAGAACCUCUUCCUCUUAAAA